This is a messenger RNA of Metarhizium album ARSEF 1941, 1833 nucleotides long. Its product is annotated as shugoshin. The transcript has 3 exons. NCBI's taxonomy places the organism in Eukaryota, Fungi, Ascomycota, Sordariomycetes, Hypocreales, Clavicipitaceae. The record is from RefSeq and is a predicted model, not a curated record. Gene Ontology annotation, biological process: meiotic chromosome segregation. Gene Ontology annotation, cellular component: chromosome, centromeric region; nucleus. Bases 1 to 1833 code for a protein of 610 amino acids.
AUGAGCCAUGGCGAGGCUCAACGAAGCACCAACGUCUUCGGACAGCCUCGAAACGCAGAGUUGGAAAGUGAAUGCGCUCUCAUGCUGUCGGAGAACUUGGAGCUGCGAGGUCGCAUCCUCGAACUUGAGAAGCAAGUCGAAGACAAUGAGGCGAGGCGAAUCGCAGACCAUGCCUUGGCUAUCAAGGCCAAGCUGGAAUCGCAACUGACGGAAUGGGCGACGCUUCUGUCGGGCUUGGGCUUGGAGCCCCCUAUGAAGAGACAUUCUCCUCGGAUUCGCAAAUCUAUCAAGCAACGGAUGAGCUUCAUCGCCGGUAGGCCUAGCCCGUCUCAACGGAGGCUGCGCGAUGUUGCAAGGGAUAUUGAAGAGCUGGGCCACAUUUCUGAGAACAGGUCAUCUUCGCGGCGAUCCCUGAACCCGGAGCAAAUUCGAGCUCUGAGAUGUGAAGCCGAGUCCGCUGAGCUAGAGGCUCCCGCCGAAGAACAAUAUAUUGAACAAGAGCCUGUCAAAGUCGACUCUCCACCACGAUCUACAUUGGCAGCAAAGGACGUGUCAAGUCCGAGGAAGCCAAUAGAGCCCCCGAUUUUACUUCCAUCUCCCCGAGCCAGAAAAUCAACCCCUGUGUCGGCAUCGUCGCCGGAGAAGAAGAGAACAGAACCCGGCCAUCGUCGACAAAAUGCCGUACCACAGCCCGGCACACCGGCACCCGAACAUAUUGCCGCCUCGGUCAAGACUGGAUCAAAAAGGAAGUUCGCACAGGAUGAGAUAGAAAGCACGGCACCCCGUCAAUUGACCAAUGAGAAUACUGUACCGCGAGGUAUGGCAGACAAGGUAUCCAUCCGAGAGAAAGCUGGAGGCAGGACAUUGAAGGAACUAGCGCACAUGAGGAAGGAGGCCCGAGAGAAGAAUGUGGCCGCCGGCAAUGGUCGUAGACCCCUUGCUUCGAAGAGUACCAACGACGAUGUUGGCACACCUCGAAAGAACCCCAAACCGACUGCAGUAGACGAGGUUGCCACAGCAAAAGCAGUGUUGGCAAAGCCAAAGCCAGUCAAGCAAACAACAAAAUCCAAGGCCAAGAUGGACGCUGCCGCCAGACCGGCAUCUGUCCCAGCUGCGAAAAUUGUCCUAGCAGCCGCGAAGCCGGUGAUGGCUGACCUGGCCACGACGGUCUCGGAACCAGUCUUGUUGUCACCGAAUUCGCCGGAACCGGCACCAGAUGGGGAUGCCGCAAGAGGUGAUACUCCGCCACCUGCUGAUAUCUCUUUGAAUGGCGAGACUUCGCGGGCGAGCAGAAGGAAUAGGACAACCAUCAGCUACGCUGAACCAAAUCUUCGAGACAAGAUGAGGCGGCCAACCAAGGAGCUCUUUGAUGCAGUGGCGGGAGAGGGCAAAUAUGCCCGAAGAGCGAGUCAUUGCGAAUCAUCAACGGCCGAAGGUGCCAAAAUCAAGCGGGAAUCUGAUGUCAUACCUGCUGCCGGCGAGGUUGCCGCGCCGGAGCCGGGAAGCAUUCCAGCGAGUCCUCUAGCGAAGAAGAGCUUGGCCCAAGGCGCAUCCAUGGCGGUCAUUACGGAACGCCGCCGGCCGGCCUCAAGAGCGCCCGAUUUUGCCGCGGACCUCGACCCUGAAGCAGAUGAAAACGAGAGUGGCGAGGUUGAUGUUUAUGAGUUUACUAGCUCGUCACCACAGAUCGAUAGCAACGCACCUGUGGAGACGACCAGGGCCACACGACACCGGGGAACAAAUACGCGACGACGAUCGGCAGCUGUUGAUAGUGAGGAGAAUAGUUCUGCCAGGGAGCGAAGUGCGUCUCGCCGGCGAAGCAUGAUGGUAUAA